AGGAUUCUCCGUGAAGGGAGAAGAGUUUAUUCCGUCGAAGGGAGAGUGGCAAAGAUUGGAAUGGCCGGGAGCAAGGGAACAAGAGGUGGGUAGAUGCUCAACAUCGGCGAGCGGACCAACGACCGAACAAACGCGCCUUUCCUCAGUCUUUCACGUCCCGAGGACCGGUUACCAUCGCCGCUGUCGUACGUUCCGUUCCGCGUUAAACACCGUUCGACGCACGUCAACCCGUUCACCAGCACCGUAAAACCAACGAGCGUCGAGGAUGACGUUGGUUCGCCAAACCACGCGAUCCUAGCUUCAGCUAAUCGGCUGGCGCGAACAAUCGUUUUACCAAGGAACGCGAGGAUAAAGGGGCAGGAAGAGGAGGACCAUGCGGUUGCACGACAGCUUCUGCGUACUCGGAUGCGUCGCGUUCCUCUUGUCGCUCGCUGAGAGCGCGCGAGACACCAGAGGCGAUCAGGGGGGCGGCAAGGUGUCGAAAAGAGCGAAGCCCCUGAACCCGGACGAGGAGGACCACGACAACGACGACUACUACUACGAGGACGUGGAUGAAAGAAACAAUCCGACCAACGAGGCACCGGCCGUGCCGCCUGGAUUCCUCAGUCCCUCUGUGCGGGAGUACCUCGAUCUCGGUAAAUCGAUACCUGGUCGACCAGGAACGGACUACCCGGUGCUGGGCAAGGUGCCUUACACGAACUUCUACUGCGACGACCAGCCCUACCCGGGUUUCUUCGCGGACGUGGAGACGAGAUGCCAGGCCUGGCACUAUUGCGACAUAGACGGUCGACAGGCGACGUUUCUAUGCCCGAAUGGGACGCAGUUCAGCCAAGCGGUGUUCGUCUGCGACUGGUGGUUCAACGUGAGGUGCGAGCUCAGUCCUAAGCUGUACGCCAUUAAUAGCAGGCUUUACGGACGACCCACCGAGAGCCCGACGAGACCGCACCGUCUGAUCACCAAGGAGCUGCUGGAGAAUAUUUUCGUGAGGCGAAAAUGAGCGGAUACGGCCGCGUUGAUACUCUUCCUAAGCAAUCGAGCGGUCAGCUCGAUCUCGUAGAAACUAGAUCACGACGCAGGCUGGACAAGC
Colletes gigas is the source of this 1087-nucleotide messenger RNA. RefSeq lists its product as uncharacterized. The coding region runs from base 374 to 997 and encodes 207 amino acids. The transcript has 3 exons. Lineage: Eukaryota; Metazoa; Arthropoda; Insecta; Hymenoptera; Colletidae. The record is from RefSeq and is a predicted model, not a curated record. Gene Ontology annotation, cellular component: extracellular region. Gene Ontology annotation, molecular function: chitin binding.